AUGGAUUGUUUGACUCCUUCACCUUUGGAUUUCACCGGAAACAGGUUCCGGUUCAACUCCAGUUCUAUCGAUUCCUCAUCGAAACUGUCUGUUGAUACACUGAGCCAAAUCUCUCCUCUAGAGCCUCCAAAAGACCCACCCAGCUCAGGUGGUAUUUCCAAAGGAUACAUAAAGAAUAACAACAAUAAGACAAGCAGGAAACAGUGUGUCAGUGCAAGCAGUGGUAGCCAGAGAAGCAAUCACAGCAGCGGAGACAGCAGUGGAGGCUCGAGUGUAAACAGUGUUUUCUAUAGAUCAAAGAACGGUGCUGUUAAUGAGUACGUCAGGGGGCCAAGUAAGGUUGGAAGAAAGACAGGUGCUCAAAGACUAAUACCCAACGGAGCCGCUAAGGUCAACGAUGCAACCCCAUGCUUGUCAUUGAAGUCAAAAGUAACAUCUGAAGAAGUGACUUACACGAUCACCGAUGAUAUCGAUGAUGCUUCCAACCAAACAGCGUUUUUACCUCCGCCUCCAACGGAUAUUGACUCUGACAGCGAUAGUGUUGGCAGAUGUGAUAUUGGUGGUCCUUGUUCCCCACGCCAUCACGAUUGGAGAAGCUCUGAAGAUCUGAGCAAGUCACCUACAUCCAGGAGAAUGGGGCGCGGAAACAGCAGAUGUCUUUGCUGUAUGCUUUUGGUCUUUGUGCUGUCUACAAUUGGCUUGUCGUCAGUGCUGGUGCUUUUACAUCUGGGGAAGUUGCAGUUGGCUGCGAUUCAAAGCAGUCACAGGUAUAAUGAGAAAGGUGGUGGAGCACUCGGCGAAGGGGCUUUGGUCCGAGAGAUUUGUGAGACCCCUUUGUGCCUGAAGACAUCCUCCAGCAUCUUGUCGCGAAUGAACGCCAGUGCCAACCCAUGCGAGAAUUUCUACAACUACGCCUGUGGCGGCUACACGAAAGAAGUCGACCUGUCUUGGUUCCAGACACGUAUACGAGAAUCACCCGAAGAAAUCAUUCAAGAACAUCGCAAGUUUAUCAUUG
This is a messenger RNA of Candidula unifasciata, 1015 nucleotides long. NCBI's taxonomy places the organism in Eukaryota, Metazoa, Mollusca, Gastropoda, Stylommatophora, Geomitridae. The record is from the annotation of a GenBank genome assembly.